AUGACUUCCAACGCCAACGUCAACAAGCCCACAAACACCGAGGUGAAGGAGGCCGACGUCAACCGAAAGCUUCAGCUCUAUGGAAUUGCCUCUGCUUUCCAGAAUGGCAAGAUUCCUUCGAACGAUCAAAUCGACGUCGCCCUAAGCAGCUUCCUUGCCUCUCGAGCCCUCUCGAGCCCUCACGAAAAGCUCUCCGAGGAAGGCAAGACUCUUGUCAAGGAUGCGCGCGAUGUUAUUCAGCAGGCCAAGUACCUUCUUCUGUCCAAGAACGAGGGCAACUUGAUUCAGGACUUUAUCUGGCAGACUACUCAGUUUGACGCCAAGAGUGUUAACACUCCCAACGCUCCCAUCAGCAAGGAUGCUGCCAAGAAGGACGGCGAUGAGGCUCUCCAGGGCCUGAGGACUCUUGGAACUCUUCUGAUCACCAACGGCCAGUUCCGAAAGCUUCUCCAGGAUUCAACUAUUCUCCUGCGCGACAUGGCUGGCGAUGCCGCUACAAACGCCGCUGCCCGUGUCCGUCCCUCGGAUGAGCAGCUCCGACAGAUUGACGAGCCUGCUCAGGACAAUGUCUGGCAUGAGGCUCCCGACUUCUCCAAGGAGAACUUCAAGCAGCAGGCCAAGGGUUUCUACAGCGGAAACCCCAAGGAGGAUGCCAAGGACACUGCUGCCGCCGGUCUCAAUGCCGCCGUUCCCCAGCAGGAACAGCAGGGCACUUACACUCAGGUCACUGACGGCCCUACUACCCUCGCCGGUGCCCGCGAGGUUGGCCAGAACGUUGAUCCUCAGGCUGGAAAGAGUACUGCUAAGCAGGCUGCUGAGGACAAGCUCGAUAACAAGGUCGACCCCGAGACUAAGCAGAACAUUCUUCAGCGCAACGAGGAGUAUCGCCGCCGCGCCCGUGAGUACUUCGACAAGAAGAUGCCCCAGGAGCGCAAGGACCAGAUCAUCUGGCGCCUCAAGAAGAUGAUUCUUGAGUGCCAGCAGCACGAGGACUACUCCCAGGCCAUCCAGACUCUCCUCCGUCUGGCUGAGACCUACGGCAAGCACGGCCGCACCUACGGUGAGGGAUCCGCUGAUACCGCCAAGGAGGCCCGAUCCGGGUUCUCUGCCGCCGAGUAUGACUUGCGCACUAUCAUUGAGCGAUUUGCCAACGGUACCUCGACUGAGGAUCUUUGGGACUCGAUCGGCCAGAUCUACCGUGAUGCCGACAACGACCGGGAGCUCAAGGACUGGUUCAAGGCCAUGAACUCUUACAUCCGCCGUUGCCUGCUUCAGCAGGGCUACAUCCUGGAGGAUGAGUCUACUCGCGAGUGGGAUCAACUCUAUGACCAGGGCCGAUUCCUUCUCCGCGACAAGUACCGUGGUCACACCGACCGUGUCGUCGAUGAGAUCAAGUUCCUUGCCGAUCAGUUCGAUCAGGACGCCCAGAACCAUGCUUUCGCCCACUCUCUUCAGAAGCUCUUCAAGGAUCUUGGCAACGAUGUUGACGGCAAGCCAGUCUUCAAGCCUCAUCUUGUUAAGGAUCUGAGGGAUGUCAUUCUCCCGGCUGUCUUUGAGAACAUUGCCUACAUUCCCAUUCCUCGCAUCGAGUACACCGACCCUCAGUUCGAUGCCAUCAUUGAGAACCUGGUUCUGGAGAGUGACAACUUUGCGCCCAACGUCUUUGAGCUCUCGAGCGAGCACUACUUCCGCUGGGGCCGCAAGAAGAUUGCCAACAAGAACCAUCAGACCAUCGAGGUCAAGGUGGCCGGCAUCCAGAUGGAUCUGCGCGACGUCAGCUUCCACGUCAAGCGCAAGAAGGGCUUCCCUUCCAUCACCGACACUGGUGUUGCCGACAUCAUCCUGCCUGGCGAUGGCUUCUCCUUCAAGAUGAAGGUGUCUACCGCUGAAAAGAAGGAUCGCCAGAACUACUUCAAGGUUGACAAAGUUGACGUCGACUUUAAGAAGCUCCAGAUCAAGAUCAAGAAGUCAAGCCACAAGCUCCUCUUCGCCCUGGUCAAGCCGCUCAUGCUCAAGGCCAUCCGCCCUCCUCUGCAGAAGGCAGUUGAGAAGGCCAUCAAGGAUCAGUGUAACAAGCUCGAUGCCUUAAUGUACCAGAUCAAGCAGGAGGCGGAGCGCGCCGCCGCUGAGGCCAAGAGCGAUCCUGAGAAUGCCCCCAACAUCUACAACCGCUACUACACUGCCGCCCAGCAGCAGCUGGCCAAGGGCAAGAAGAAGGCCGACGAGGCUACCCAGGACAAGAAGGCCAACAUCGCCAUGACCAAGGAGGACAGCAUCUUCCCCGACAUCUCCCUCCCUGGUGGCAUCAGCACCAAGGCCACCGAGUACAGGGAGCUUGCCCGCAAGGGUGACAAGUGGGAGAGCCCUGUCUUCUCCAUCGGUUCUGCCAAGAAGAGCACCGACAUUCCUCCUGCGCCCAAGAUCCAGCGCAAGGCUCAUCCCGUUUCUGACCUCGGUCCCCGAACCACUGACACUGGAAACGGCUCUUACCUCCCCGGCAAUGGCCACCAGGCGGGCAACGGUCACAGCCACGGUAACGGUAACGGUGCUUUGAACGGCAAGAACCUCAAUGGCAACGGCAAUGGUUAUCACCUGAACGGCAACGGCAAGCACUCGCACACUGGCAACGGCUACGGUCUCGGAAAUGGCCACACCGCGUACGGUGGUCAGGCCCUGCCUACUGGCCAGCCCAUCAGCACGAUCUAG
This is a messenger RNA of Fusarium keratoplasticum, 2706 nucleotides long. RefSeq lists its product as uncharacterized. Bases 1 to 2706 code for a protein of 901 amino acids. The transcript is spliced from 3 exons. The record is from RefSeq and is a predicted model, not a curated record. Lineage: Eukaryota; Fungi; Ascomycota; Sordariomycetes; Hypocreales; Nectriaceae.